AUGGCAUCAGCGAUGAAUGCCAAUCUGCAUUGCAACAAAGCAUGCCAAACUUACCCUUCUAUUUGUGAAGCUACUGCAGCCACCGAUGUCCGAUCGGACGAUUUUAAGCGAGAUGGCGCGCAACAAUCAUACGACAUUGCGGACGCGAUUCUAGCUCUCACCCUGACGGAGGGCAAGCGCCAUCCUUUGAGCGGAGAGUCCGCCAUACUUUCCGAGAGUCCAGCUCUGCCAGCCACGGACUGCGGAAUCUUCGAUGCCGUCGAAGCAGCUCGACGGGAACUUGGAGGGUCGAUCUGGUCUAUUGGUAGAUCAGAUCCCUUGAAAGUACCACCUAAGACCGGUGUCUACCUGGAUAGUACCAUUAGCAGGGUAGAGCCAGAUGUCAUCCACAAGCUUAAGAUCCGGCAGACUCAUCCCGCCCAGUUCUCUAGCAUCAAAGCCAUGUGCGGGAAGACUGUCGCGUACUCGAAAUCUUAA
Molecule: messenger RNA, 477 nt
Organism: Parastagonospora nodorum SN15
Lineage: Eukaryota; Fungi; Ascomycota; Dothideomycetes; Pleosporales; Phaeosphaeriaceae
Exons: 4
Coding region: 1-477 (158 amino acids)
Source: RefSeq, a predicted model, not a curated record